Sphaerodactylus townsendi is the source of this 1591-nucleotide messenger RNA. It is a transcript of the gene IL7R, whose product is annotated as interleukin 7 receptor. The coding region runs from base 163 to 1416 and encodes 417 amino acids. The transcript is spliced from 8 exons. Gene Ontology annotation, biological process: positive regulation of receptor signaling pathway via JAK-STAT; hemopoiesis; cytokine-mediated signaling pathway. The record is from RefSeq and is a predicted model, not a curated record. Gene Ontology annotation, molecular function: cytokine receptor activity; protein binding. Lineage: Eukaryota; Metazoa; Chordata; Lepidosauria; Squamata; Sphaerodactylidae. Gene Ontology annotation, cellular component: external side of plasma membrane.
GCUUACUUAUUCAUUCUUCUUCCUGCCAUUGCUGCAGACAGUGGCUCUGGCUCUGGCUGGGAAACCUGUGAAGAUGCUGAACCAGGUAUCACCUUUGAGUGCUUCAGUCAAUUUGCAGAUCAGCUGGAGGGCAAUAUUAAGCUAAUUUGCCACAUUUCUAGGAUGGAGAUGUACUUGAAAGAAACUCUCAUGAACUUCACUGUACGUGCUGGGGACAACGUCCACGCAUGCUCAGGGGAAAGCCAACUGGGAUGGAAAUGUUCUGUCAAGAGCAGUGCCAUCUAUUAUCCUGUUGAAGCCUGCCUGAUAAUGGAAAAACUACAAUAUCCAUGCUGCAAGAAGCUGACUCUCCUUCACAUAGUUAAGCCUGAAGCACCAUUUGGCUUAACCAUCACAGACCAAGACAAGGAAGAGGCUUAUUUGGUUCAAUUUUCCAAUCCUCUCUCAUCACAAACAUACCUAAAAGAUAAGUUACUGUAUGAAAUAGCCUACUGGCCGGCAAACACCAAUUGGACUGUGAAUAAUAAUACCAAAGUAUUUCAACACGUUCCAUUAAGACUUCUGAGACAGGAAUUUCAGCCCAGCACAAAGUAUGAACUAAAAGUCCAGUCCAAGCCCAAUGAAGUUUUUUUCAAAGGGAUGUGGAGUGAAUGGAGCUCUUCCGCCUUCAUCCAGACUGCACCAAGAAUGCAGAAGGACACAAAUACACCUGUUCAUCGUGGCAAUAAAAUAAUCCUGAUGACAACAUCCUUUGUGGGCUUCUUUAUCCUGCUCAUCAUAAUCUCCCUGAUCCCAAUAUUUUGGAAAAGCAGGAUCAAACCCGUUGUGUGGCCAGCCAUCCCCAAUCACAAGAAAAUGUUGGAUAAACUCUGCAACACACUGAGAAAGAACUCAGAGAUCAGCUUCUUCAACCCUGAGAGUCUGGGGUAUGCUCAUAUCCACAAAGUGGACAGCAUUCAAGCCAAGUCAGAAAUGGAGCACUCUCAGCAGCUGCUGCUUCCCUUUGCGGUGGACGUUCCAGAGACGGUCAGGAACGGGCCUGAACUAAAGAGGAACCUCAGCCACGUCAACGACGGCUGGCUCAAGCUGUCUCUGGCGUAUGAAGGAAUGUGGCCAGCGGAGUUGUUGAACAGACAUUUGGGCACGAGUAACCAUCUCAAUAGCGAUGAAUUCAUCAGAGCCAUCUGCUGUAAUGAGAACGGUGCUAGCGACCAGCACGGCCGUAGUGAUGCUCUCAGUGCCCAUUCGAGUGCAUUGCUGGGCCCCACCAUUUUGCCUGGAUUAGAAUCCUGCCCGGCCGACCCCUUGCACCCAGCUUAUGCCAACAGUGAAAUUAAGGUAUCGAACAAAGAGGAAGUUUAUGUCACUAUGGCAAGCUUUUUCAAAAGCAAAGGAAACUUGGGAAACAGGAUGUGAAGGAGCAUUACCUUGAAGAGUUAGCAAUCGAGGCAAAUGGCACGGGAGGGCCUUGUGUUCUUAUAAACCUAGAUAGCUUUAAAAGGGGCUUGGACAGAUUUAUGGAGGAGAAGUCGAUCUCUGGCUACCAAUCUUGAUCCUCCUUGAUCCGAGGUUGCAAAUGCCUUAGCAGACC